AUGGUCCACACAAGCGAGACGGUGCGCCUCAAGUUCUUCAUCGACCUGCUGAUGAGCAAGUGUCACCCGGUGAUGCUGGUGGGGUCCUCCGGGUGCGGCAAGUCAGCGCUCUUGAACGAGAAACUGAACUCUCUUCCGGAGGAGUUUUCCGUCUGCAACGUCCCCUUCAACUAUUACACCACUUCAGAGUUGCUACAGCGGGUGCUGGAGAAGCCGUUGGAGAAGAAGGCAGGCAGGAACUACGCUCCUCCUGGCAACAAGAAGCUGGUGUACUUCAUCGAUGACAUCAACAUGCCGAUGGUGGACCAGUACGGCACGGUGCAGCCCCACACACUCCUCAGACAACACCUCGACUACGGCCACUGGUAUGACCGAGCCAAGCACAGCCUCAAGGACGUGCACAACGUCCAGUACGUCGGGGCCAUGAACCCCACCGCCGGCUCCUUCACCAUCAACCCGCGUCUGCAGCGACACUUUAGCGUGUUCGCCGUCAGCUUCCCGUCAAUGGAGAGUCUGAACCUGAUCUACUCAUCUCUGCUGGACCAGCAUCUCAAGAAUCCCUCCAUGAAGUUCAACCAGACUCUGAGUCGGAUGACGGACCCACUAGUGCAGGCCGCUCUUCAGCUUCACCAGAAGGUUAGCCUCACCUUCCUGCCCACCGCCACCAAGUUCCACUACAUCUUCAACCUCCGGGAUCUCACCAACAUAUUCCAGGGACUGUUGUUCUGCACUGGGGAGACGGUGAAGGCACCGCUGGAGCUGCUCCGGUGCUGGCUCCACGAGACCCAGCGAGUGUACGGCGACCGCCUCCUGGAGGAGAAAGACAUGGAGAUGCUCAACAAGCUCCAGGUUGAUGUCACCAAGAAGAUAUUUGAGAGCGACGAUGAAGAGAAAGAGAUGGUGAUAGAGGUAUCUAUUUUUGUGUACUACUGGUAA
This is a messenger RNA of Procambarus clarkii (red swamp crayfish), 936 nucleotides long. The record is from RefSeq and is a predicted model, not a curated record. Lineage: Eukaryota; Metazoa; Arthropoda; Malacostraca; Decapoda; Cambaridae.